GCUUCUGCAUCCGCGCUGGCUGGGGCGAGCGCAGCGAGGGUCCCUGGUCUCCGCAGCGCCCCGCGGACCUCCAGCCGCGCGCCCGCAGACCGCUCCUGCUGCCUGCUCUCCCGGCAGAAGCUGCUUUUUCUCCCCAUUAAAGGGCACUUAGGCUGACGGAUCACGUUGAGAUCAGAAUAACCAGAAGCGCUUUAAGGGAACCGAAGCUGUUAUUCUUCGUUUUUCCUUCGGGUUUAGUUCGCAGGGGAGGAAUUUUGAUCCCUUUUUUCAGAAUGGAUUGUUUUCCCGUGAUUUUGUCUCUGCUGUUUGUGGCUUUCCAAGGAGCUCCAGAGACAGCUGUCUUGGGUGCUGAGCUCAGCACAGGGGUGGACAGUGGAGGAGAGAAGCCCUCUCCCAGUGCAGCCCGCCGCUCCAAGCGCUGUUCCUGCUCUUCCUUGAUGGAUAAAGAGUGUGUCUACUUCUGCCACCUCGACAUCAUUUGGGUCAACACUCCUGGGCACAUUGUUCCGUAUGGACUUGGAAGCCCUUCGAGGUCCAAGCGAUCCUUAAAGAAUUCAUUUCCUACAAAAGCAACAGACCAGAGGAACAGAUGCCAAUGUGCUAGCCAAAAAGACAAGAAGUGCCGGAAUUUUUGCCAAACAGGAAGAGAACUCAGGGACCAAGACACUAUGGAGAAAGACUGGAAUAAUCAUAAGAAAGAAAAAGAUUGUUCCAAGCUUGGAAAGAAGUGUAUUCAUCAGCAGCUGGUAGAAGGAAGAAAAAUAAGAAGGUUGGAAACCAUCAGCAACAGCAUCAAAACAUCUUUCCAUAUUGCAAAGCUGAAAGCCAAGCUCUAUAGAGAGAAGGAAGUGACCCACAACCGAACGCACUGAUUACAGAUAGUCCCAUCUCAAGCCGUCUCCUCCACAGAGAGAGCCGUGCUGUGUGGCUGCCUCGGCACUCUCACCACACUGGCCUGGAUCAGAGCAAAAGCAUCCUUCCUGCUUAGACCAUUUCUUGUUCCAGACUGGCGAAGGACCAGUGUCCUCCUUCUAAACAUUCCAAGAACAGUUCAGGAGUCCCCCAACUCGUCUUCAUUUGCUUCCAUCAGUGGUAACUCCUUCUGUCUCUCCUCCUUUGGGGUGACAGUGGACCACUCAGAGAAAGCAGAGAGACACAAUGACUUCCAAAUGCUGGUGGCAGUCUCCACCUGGAGGAAAGGAGAUGCCACGUGGGUGGGGUUCCUGAAGGGGGUCUGAAGGGAGUGUUUGUGUCUCACUCAGGCGCCUGGCACAUUUCAGGGAGAAACUGCAAAGUCCAGGAAGAGAUUUUCUAAGGAAUGCACAAAUUGAAAACAUACUCGAGUUGGAAAAAAAAAAAAGACUUUGUUUUUUUAAUUCACAAAAUGCAAAACUGAAACUGUUACUACUGUAAAUCAGGAUGUUUCAUAAGUAUGACUCUACCUCACCUGUAUUGCACUCUGGCAGAAGCAUUCCCCGACCUUUAAUUAUUGCCUCCCAAACUCCUCGCCCUCCUGCUACCCUCUCCCCCGAACCUCCACACUAAACCCUAGCCUCACAGAAGUCUGGUCUAAUGUUUCAUGGUAAUCUACUAGCUCUGAUCCAUAAGAAAAAAGAUCAUUGAAUUAGGAGAUUCCCCUACCUUGAUUUUUGGAAACACAGUAGCAUGGGUUGGUUUAUGGAAGGCAUUGAAGAGUAAAUGUUGGUUAUACUUUAAAGCAGUAAAAUUAUUUUCCCUUACAUAACUGGCAAA
Molecule: messenger RNA, 1752 nt
Organism: Pteronotus mesoamericanus
Lineage: Eukaryota; Metazoa; Chordata; Mammalia; Chiroptera; Mormoopidae
Gene: EDN1
Product: endothelin 1
Exons: 5
Coding region: 273-872 (199 amino acids)
Biological process (GO): regulation of vasoconstriction; intracellular calcium ion homeostasis; vein smooth muscle contraction
Cellular component (GO): extracellular region
Molecular function (GO): endothelin B receptor binding; hormone activity; endothelin A receptor binding
Source: RefSeq, a predicted model, not a curated record